Molecule: messenger RNA, 1675 nt
Organism: Oryza sativa Japonica Group (Japanese rice)
Lineage: Eukaryota; Viridiplantae; Streptophyta; Magnoliopsida; Poales; Poaceae
Product: UV-B-induced protein At3g17800, chloroplastic
Source: RefSeq, a predicted model, not a curated record
GCCUGACGGCGACGAGCUUUGGACGAGAUCGCACUCGCACUCGCACGCCGAUCCCGAUAAAAAGAUCGGCGCGGGCUGCCUACUAGUAAUAAUAUCUCCGGUAGAGGCCGGGCCAGCCUGUCUGACGUCACACUAGCAGCGAAGCCCAAGCAGCCGACGGAAUCCCGAAUCCCCACCCACCCGCCUCCUCCUCCUCUCGUCCGCCCCUCCUCCGAUGGCGGCGUGGGCUGACGCCGCGCUGCUCCGCGCCUCCUCCUCCCCCGCCUCCGCCACCGCCGCCGCGUCCUCCUCCUCCUCGUCCUGCUGCCUCGCCAGGCCGCGCGCAUCCCUGGAGUCCAGGCUACACCGCCGCAAGAGCUUUCUUUAUACCAGUAGCCCCAAAUCUGGUUUCCUAAUUAAUAGUUGUCGAGCAAGGAGCUUGAAGGUUAAAGCAAAAAUGGAUUCUGGUGAUGGCCUUACAAGACUUGCUCCACUUAUGUUUGAAACUCCAAGCGGUCAACUUCUGGUCCAGAUACUCCAAUCACACCCUCACCUACUUCCUGCAACAGUUGACCAGCAACUUGAAAACCUUCAAUCAGAGAAAGAUGCUCAAGAGAAAGAAGCCUCGAAAGUUCCCCAGGACCUCCUUUACAAGAGAAUAGCAGAAGUCAAAGAGAAGGAAAGGCAGAACACCUUGGAAGAGAUCAUCUACUGUUGGAUUAUUUAUAAGUUCAUGGAGAAUGACAUAUCAAUGACACCUGCAUUAGCACCAUUAGGUGGCCCUGUACGUGACAUCUCCUCAUUGCCUAACCAAGAGGAUAGGUUGCAAAGCAUACAUUCCCCGGACGCUCUUGAGAUGAUACAAAAUCAUCUCAACCUUAUAAUGGGUGAAAAGGUAGCAGCCCCACUAGAUACAGUUGUUGAAAUCAGCAACUUAAAUCUGGGAAAGCUUUAUGCAGCAUCCAUCAUGUAUGGCUACUUCCUAAAGAGGGUAGAUGAGCGAUUCCAACUCGAGAAGAACAUGAAGACUCUCCCGCCAAAUCCUAAGCAACAGAUAGUACUUGAAAACCUGAAGCCUAAUCCAUUCUGGGAUAUGGAAUCAUUGGUGCAAAUUACACCUGAUGGGGAGGAGAUCGAUUUGGAUGAUGAAGAAUCAAAUCCAAACAAGCUGAGGUCCUAUGUUUCACGCUUGGAUGCUGAUACGUUGCAAAGGUAUGCUACUAUCAGAUCAAAAGAGGCCGUCUCACUGAUAGAGAAGCAAACACAGGCGUUGUUUGGACGGCCAGAUAUUAAAGUCUUAGAUGAUGGCUCUGUCAAUGCAAAGGAUGGUCAAAUGAUAACAAUAACUUUCAUAGAACUCACCCAUCUUGUUUUGGAGGCAGCUGCUUUUGGAUCCUUUUUGUGGGAAGCUGAGAGUCAUGUAGAAUCCAAAUACCAUUUUGUUAACAGUUAAUCGUGUAUUCGUUAAUCUGGAAAUGAUUUGUGUACACUGGAUAGGAUAGGAUCCAGCUCUGAUAUGCUUUCAGUAUGAGCGAUGAGCGAAGCCGCAACAGCCAUGGAGCAUAAAUCAAAUCAUCCUUGUCCAUUUCUCCAUGCUCCUAAGGCCCUAACAGAUUUGUUGUGUUAAAGAGCAUCACCAACAGUCUACCUAUAUGAUUCCCAAAACUGAUUUUGAGGGAUUUUAGUUCAAAAAUAA